Molecule: messenger RNA, 759 nt
Organism: Fonsecaea nubica
Lineage: Eukaryota; Fungi; Ascomycota; Eurotiomycetes; Chaetothyriales; Herpotrichiellaceae
Exons: 2
Coding region: 1-759 (252 amino acids)
Molecular function (GO): oxidoreductase activity
Source: RefSeq, a predicted model, not a curated record
AUGGCUGACCUCCAACGAAAAUCCAUCAUAGUCACUGGCGGGGCCUCUGGAAUCGGUCUGGCCACGGUCACUCAACUUCUGGAGCUGGGGGCCCGAGUCGCAGUUGGUGACUUGGCUCUAGAAACUCCGAGCACAUUGACGAACCUCAAUCCUGCGUCCGACAACUUCUUCUACCAGCAGUUGGACGUUACCAGUCGCCAGAGUGUCCAGGGGUUCAUCGCCAAAGUGCUCGAGAAGUUUGGCCAGGUGGAUGGACUCGUGAACAACGCCGGAAUUUGUCCCAACGAAGGAGAAAUCGCAUCCGAUGAUACUUUCGACCGCAUUAUGGCGGUGAAUCUGAAAGGGGUGUGGAACGUGGGCACGGAAGUCAUCCGUCGUAUGAUGGAACAAGAGUCGCGUGGUGUCAUCGUCAACACAGCGAGCGACGCGGCUCUGAAAGGCAUCAAAGGUCUUGCGGCGUAUACAGCCUCAAAACAUGCCGUCCUAGGCCUGACCAGAGUUUGGUGCAAGGAAUGGACGCCGAAAGGCAUCAGAGUCAAUGCGGUCGCCCCGGGAGUCACUGAUACGCCGAUGGUUGCUAAAAUUGCGGCGGAUCACGAGUCUGGCCAAGAAGCCACAGCCUCGUGGCUUAAAAACAUCCCCAUGGGAAGGUUUGGACAGCCCGGUGAGAUUGCCAGUGUCAUAUGUUUCCUGCUUAGCAAAGACUCGAGCUUCAUGAGCGGACAGGUGCUGAGGAUUGGGGGCGGGGAAGGCGAGUAG